This is a messenger RNA of Silurus meridionalis, 1899 nucleotides long. It is a transcript of the gene strap, whose product is annotated as serine/threonine kinase receptor associated protein. Gene Ontology annotation, molecular function: RNA binding; protein binding. Gene Ontology annotation, cellular component: SMN complex. The coding region runs from base 224 to 1213 and encodes 329 amino acids. The record is from RefSeq and is a predicted model, not a curated record. The transcript is spliced from 10 exons. Lineage: Eukaryota; Metazoa; Chordata; Actinopteri; Siluriformes; Siluridae. Gene Ontology annotation, biological process: spliceosomal snRNP assembly.
AUUAGCAUUGGCGUUAGCAUUAGCAAAAAAUAUUUCCCCGUGGAAACAAGCGGCGCUGUUCCGGUGGAGCUGCAGCCGGUGGCACAGCACUUCUGGGUGCGCGGCUCUUCGCGAAGCUCUCCGCGACUCGGGAUCCAACCCUUUCAGCGCUCUGUAACUGCCCGGAGGAAAGACACCGCAGUGCCGCUUUCUCUGUCCGCGUGUACAGGUCUGCUUUGGAGAAAUGGCUAUGAGGCAGACUCCUCUCACAUGCUCCGGUCACACCAGGCCUGUUGUGGAUCUGGCCUUCAGUGGGAUCACUCCUUACGGUUAUUUCCUCAUCAGUGCUUGUAAAGAUGGUAAACCAAUGUUGCGCCAGGGAGACACAGGGGACUGGAUCGGGACGUUCCUGGGUCACAAAGGUGCUGUUUGGGGCGCCACCUUAAACAAAGAAGCCACGAAGGCGGCUACCGCGGCUGCCGAUUUCUCUGCAAAGGUGUGGGACGCAGUGACCGGAGACGAGGUCCUCACCCUGGCCCACAAGCACAUCGUCAAAUCUGUAAACUUCACGCAGGACAGUAACUGCCUUUUGACCGGAGGAAAUGAUAAAGUGCUGCGUAUUUAUGACCUCAGCAAACCUGAAGCAGAGCCACAAGAGAUCUCGGGUCACACCUCAGCCAUUAGGAAAGCACUGUGGUGUAACAACGACCAGCAGAUCUUGUCUGCAUCGGAGGAUAAAACCAUACGGCUCUGGGACAGAAACACGGGAGAGGUGGUGAAGACGCUGCCGUUCGAGGCAUCUGUCGGCAGCAUGGAGUACGUCCCCGACGGCGAGGUCCUCGUCAUCACCUACGGAAGGACCAUCGCCUUUUACAACGCACAAACCCUGGACCUGAUCAAGAGCGUGGACGCUCCGGCCUCCAUUCACUCGGCCUCGCUGCAUCCUGACAAAGACUUCUUUGUCGCCGGAGGAGAUGACUUCAAGCUCUACAAAUAUGACUACACCACUAAUGAGGAAAUGGAGUCGUAUAAGGGUCACUUUGGGCCUGUGCACUGUGUGCGCUUCAGUCCUGACGGAGAGCUGUACGCCAGCGGCUCUGAGGACGGGACGCUGCGCCUGUGGCAGACCGCCGUAGGGAAAACGUACGGACUGUGGAAGUGCGUGCUCCCCGAAGAGCUCUCUUCAGAAAACUCGGACACUCUGUACUGCCCUCCAGCUGAGAUCAAGGCUUGAGGUGUGGACCAGGACGAGCGCGCGAGUGAGCAAGCGGCAAGGAGAAAAGGAGAGGUCCCAGACGGGCCCCAGAUCAGAUCCCCUGCAGAGUGCUGUGCCACCUCAAUCUCCAUCACCCAGUAAAAUAAAAUAAAAGAGAAAUUCCAAGACCGUGGAGCUGAGUGUUACACGGGGAGCGGGAUGAGGGGAAUCCUGCAGCAUGUUACGCCACACGCCCCAGACCAAGCACCAGGAGGCAGUAGUAGAGAUGGGAGUGCUCACGUUCCGACUCCCAGCUGCCUGCUUUCUCUCUGAUGCUGUUCAACACCAUCCAGCUCCACCAUCGCCAUCGCGCUUACUUUACUUUCAUCCUUCUAUCGUUUUGUUUUGUUUAGUUUUUUUUUUCCUUUCCUGAACGUGUAAGAUUUGUGCUUUUAAAACAAAAAAGGGAUCCGCAGUGAUUCUUAUUCAGUUUAUCGCUCUCAGUGAAGGUGAUCCUGAUAAACAAGUGUUAACGUCAAAACGUAAUUCACAAUGGUGUCUUGGUGUAUUAAUAUUCACCCGUCGAGGAUGUCAGUUUUGGGGUGUUUUUCUGAAAUGUAACGUAAAACUGAAACAAAAAAUACUUAAGUUCUUAGCUGUGUUUUUUUUUUUUUGCAACAUGCCAGCUUUAAUGCGUGGUCAAUAAAAACGUUAAUGAAAUACUA